This is a messenger RNA of Schistosoma intercalatum, 240 nucleotides long. Lineage: Eukaryota; Metazoa; Platyhelminthes; Trematoda; Strigeidida; Schistosomatidae. The record is from the annotation of a GenBank genome assembly.
AUGAAUAGAAGACGACGUUUAGCUGUUCGAUACUAUGAAGAAACAUUCCUAGGCAAACUUUACGUAGCUUUACACAGUUACGCUGAAGCACAUGAACAACUUGAACAGACUAAAACUAAUGAUUUGCAAAUGAUUAUGGUGAAUAAUGUUACAAAUGGUGUGAAGAUUUUUGAAAAUGCUAUCGAUUUUAAUGAUACUGAACUAUUGAAAUCUUAUUCUGGUAUGUUACAUUCAUUAUAA